This is a messenger RNA of Centropristis striata (black sea bass), 7315 nucleotides long. It is a transcript of the gene mroh1, whose product is annotated as maestro heat-like repeat family member 1. Lineage: Eukaryota; Metazoa; Chordata; Actinopteri; Perciformes; Serranidae. The transcript is spliced from 45 exons. Bases 238 to 5148 code for a protein of 1636 amino acids. Gene Ontology annotation, cellular component: cytoplasm. The record is from RefSeq and is a predicted model, not a curated record.
CUAGAAGCACAUGACCAGGCGUGUUUACACCUGCAGUGACAGAAAGACACAGCGCUAACACUCACAGGGAAGCCCAUUGUUUCAACCGAGAUAAGAAGCCGCAUUGUGUUGAGUGGUCGUUGUUUAGCGGACGUUCACUGGUGCUCGCUCCAAGAAGCCUCUGCACAUCUGUACGCGAAGAGGGAAGUCACGUCCUUGGCCACAGGCUCCAGGAAGCCGGCCCUCUUGCUGUCCACCAUGGACGAGACGGAUGUGGAACAGGUGACCUUGGCUCUACUAGAUGCGGCCACCGAUAAAGAUUCAGAGGUCCAGGAACAGGUCAGAAAGUCUAUGUUGACCCUGGGAAAACAGCAACCAGACAGAGUUUUAGCCAUGUGCCAGGACUACCUUCUGAAACACCCAAAGUUGGUGGUGAGCCACAGAGUUGUGAUUCUUCAGACUAUUGAGCUGAUUGUGGGCUGCAGGAUAGAUGUGAUCAGUUACCCCAGGAUAAAAAGUAUCAUCUCCCUGGCUUCAGAUGAGAUGACACGAUCAAAGGAGGUCAUCCCUGACUGGCAGCAGGCAGCCAGUAAUAUCUUGGUUGCUGUGGGUAACAAGCACAUCAACGACAUCAUGGAGGAGAUACUAAGCAAGUUUCAACCAGGUCUCCUACCUCACUUCUUUGUGGUCCAGACACUCGCCAACCUGUCUGAUUCCAAUGUAUAUGGCAUGGUACCCUUCCUCAAUGCUAUUCUGGGCACUAUGCUGCCCAUGUUGACCAUGGCCAAACAGGACAACAUGAAGUGGGUCUUCUCUUUUGCUCUGUGUCAUUUCAGCGACAGUAUCUUGGAAUACCUUGCCAACCUGGACAAAGCUCCAGACCCCACAGUCAGAAAAGACACAUUCUCCAGUGAAAUCUAUGCAGCUUUCGACAUCCUCUUCAAUAACUGGUUACAAAGCAGGGAGUCAAAGUUGAGGCUAACCGUAGCUGAGGCGGUGGGCUCUAUGUGCCAUCUGAUGGCCAGUGAUAAACUGGAAGAGCAGAUUCCUAAACUCAUUCCUGCCAUCCUGUCCCUGUACAAGAAAAACAAUGAGCACUAUAUCAUCAGCAAGAGUCUGUGCCAAGCGCUUGAUGCUUCUGUCAACAUGGGCAGCAGGGUGCUGGAGACCCAACUGGACAGUCUACUCGUUGCACUUCAUCAACAGGUGUCGGCCCCUGUCGAUUACAGUAACCCUCCUACUGUCAAGAACCACAACGAGGUUCUGCGCUGCUUCAGCUUACUGGCGAACUCCUUCCCAGACCGGCUGGUCAUGUUUGUUAUUCAGAAGUUGGAGAACAGUAAUGAGCGAAGCAGGAUGGGCUCCCUGGCUGUUCUUCGUCACCUCAUCAACUCCACCACUUCCACGAUGGAGGGGAAGAAACUGCUGAUUCUGGCCAGCAUCAGGCAACCAAUGGCUGACCACAGCAAUAAGGUCAAGAAGCGCGUGGUCCAGGUGAUCAGUGCAAUGGCUCAUCACGGUUACCUGGAGUUAGAUGGAGGAGAGUUACUGGUUCGAUUCAUUGUUCAACACUGUGCCUUACCUGAUACAUAUAAGCGAGGCCAGAGGCCCACAGAUCCAGAGGAGGUGACUAACGAGGCACUGAGGAUGAUGUGUGACAACACUCUUCACCUUCUGACCACCACUGUUGGCCGACUAGCUGAUGUCUUAUGGCCCAAGCUGCUGUACUAUCUGACCCCUUCACAGUACAGAUAUGCCACCACUCCGCUGUGUAAGAGUCUGAUAGUUCUGGGCAACAAGAAGAAAAAUAACCAGGAGCCCAGCUUCAACAUAGACUUCACACAGGAAGUCAAUCUGCCAUCUCCUCAGACACUGAUGGUCAGACUGCUGGUGAACGCAGCGUUUCCGUUCAGUAGCAGAGGUCACGGAGCUCCAUCCCUCUCUCUACUUCAAGUCCUCAGUGUCAACAUCCACCCCAAUACAGAGAUACUCUGGGACAAAGAGAUACCUCCCCUGCUUUCAAUGCUAGAGGAGUCAACGGAAGAAAGCCUGGAUAAGAAGCACUGGCAAGAAAAGUUGCUGAAGCUCUUGUCUAAAACCCUGGUGACUGUUGAUGACGACAAGUGGGUGUGCCAGCUGGCAUCUGAGGCAACAAGAUACCUCUCCACGUAUAACAACGACUUAGAGGAGAAGAGUUUCCUGUAUCAAUGUAUAGGAGUGACUCUUCAACAGAGUUUCAAUAAGGAGGUGGUGAAAAAACAGCUGCAGGAAAUCCUCCUCACAGCACGACACAAUGACGCCGUGGAGCGAGAGGGAGUUGCGAUGGGCGUUGGUUUGUGUGCCAACAGCCAUUUAGAGGGAACUCUGGCAAAGCUGGAAGAGUUCGGCAAGUCAGACGCCUUCAAGAAGUCACCAAGCAUCUUUAACCUUCUCAAAGAACGUAAUGAUGUUGAGGUAGAGAAGGUGAAAAGCACGUUAAUCCUGUGUUACGGUCAAGUGGCUCUGAACGCACCUCCAGAAAAGAUUCUAACCCGCAUUGAUCAAGACAUCCUUCGCUGCAUCAGUAAACACUUCAAUACCAAGGUUCUGGGGAUUAAAGUAGAGACAAAGGACCUGACUAUGAAACUCAGUUUAAUCCAGAGUGUCGGGCUCAUAGCCAAAGCCAUUAGUGUCUGUGUGAAGAAACAAGGCUACAUCUUCUCUCGCAAGCAGGAGCUCAUUAAUGUCAUGCUGGAUUUUAUCAAGGCAGAGGCAGCUGAUUCAUUAAGGACUCCAGUGCGCCAUCUUGUGAUGACUACCUGUGCCAACCUAAUGCCUCUGGACCCUCCUCUGAGUGAGAAUGAGAGCUUUGACUUGCUAAAGGUGUGUGUAAACAGUGUUUUCCCUCUACCACCUGAGACACAUACUCCAGAGAAAACUAAAGAAGAGGAAAUUCUGGACCCCCAGCAGAGAAAGGCAUUGUACAAAGACACGAUGGCUGCACUGCAGGAGCUGCUGAAAAGUGUUCUGACCAGGGAUCCCACACCUGACGGCCUGCAGAGUGUCUUCAAGCACAUUGAAUCAUGGCUGAGCUCCAGACAGGACCACGAGAGAGAGAGAGCUGUCACCGCUGCUGCUCACAUGCUGGCUCACUAUCUGGAAAACCUGACUGUCAAGAACAUGGUGACUUUCCACAACCUUGGAGCUCUGCUGGGUCGACUCGCUCCACGAUGUUCUGACCCUCACCCUGCUGUACGCACUGCUGCUAUGGACUGUAUAUACUCGCUGCUUUACAUACAGCUACGCUAUGAAGGUUUCUCCUUAGAUUAUAAGGAUGAUGGUGUGGAAAGUCUGUUGGCCCUAAAAGACAAACUAGAUAACCCUGACCACUCAGUUCUGUAUAAGACCUGCUCCGACCUCACCAAGGUGAUGAGUAAGCGUCUGCCUCAGCAGCAGCUGACGACGUUGGUGUUCAUGUUGUUUGAAGGGCUGGUUGACAGUCAGGCAAACUGCUGCAGAGCCUCAUCUGUCAUCUUAAAUACUCUGCUCAAGAACAGAGGAGGAGGACUACAAGAGCUGGUCCCAGAGAUGCUGGAAGUGCUGCAUGUGCGUCUGCAGAACAUCACAGAGGAGCAGGUGAGAGUGGCAGUGGGACAGACCGUACUAAUCCUGGCGUCUCAGCAUCUACAGACUGUUAUCAAUGCACUAGUUAACCAGCCACUUCCUUAUGACAGCUGGACCAGUGAGAUGUGGAUGGCCUUAGGAGCCGACCCCAUCGUAGCCAAUCAGAUCAUCGAGAUGGUGAUGGAGAAGCUUCUCAUCAUGGCGCCUUAUGUAGACCAGAGGGACUCGAUGAUCAGAGGAGGGACAACAAAGGUCGCCACCAACCAACCGCUGGCUAUGACAUGUGGUCUCAAAGAGCUGUUAUUAAAUGGCCAAAGUCAGGAGCCAGCAGUCAGUCUGUUUCCUCAGCUCUUCUCUUGUCUCGCUGUGAGACUGGGAGCCAGUGUCGGGGUCUCAGCACCAAAGGACAGCAACAAUAAACACGCCCCGUCCGUCCAUGUAGCAGGGGUAGCAGCUGAUGCUCUGCGUAUCUUGUUAGCACGGGCCCAGUUAGACGAGGUGAUGAAAAGACUGGAGGAAGAUAACGCCUGGGAUGCAAUGAAGGAAGCCAAUACACACAUUACUGGAGUUACACUACUGGCAAAGGCGAUGGCUAAGCAUGCUGGUCCCAGGCUGCCGGCCAUUGUCGAGUGUCUGUGCCCCUCUCUCAACAACAUCUACGAAUGCCAGAGAAUCACUGUCACAGCUUUCUUCUCUGAGCUCUUGAAUCAUCACGUUGUGACAGAGCUGAUGUUGAUAGAUGUGUUAAUGAACAACAUGAUGGAGAGGAUAUCCGAUCCCUGCUGCUCUGUCCGCAUGUUGGCUGUGAGGGGGCUGGGCAAUAUAGCUGUGGGAUCACCUGAAAAGGUGAAUAAAUAUGCAAAGGAGCUGCUGGCAGCCAUGAGUUCAGGCAUGGAGGAGAAAGAUGAUCCAGGUAAGCUGAUUACCCUCGAAGCCAUGUCAGGUCUUUCGAAAGUUCUCCUUCACCUGGACAAGAAGAAUGUCCACUUAUUAGUGGUCUAUAUCUUCAUGAAGAUUAAACCAUUCCUGGAAUGUGAGAACGAUGAGAUCCGCUGUGCUUCCAUCCAUCUAAUGGGGAACCUGUCCAAGUUUGGCUCCGGAGAGCCAGUGUUCAAAGACCAGAUCCACAAUGUUCUGGUCAGCCUUCUGUUACACCUGGUAGACCCAAACCCAGAAGUGGUCAAGGCUUGUAAGUAUUCAAUGCGAGUGUGCGCUCCUGUGGUGGGAUCAGAGCAGAUCACAGCCAUGUUUCAGAACCACCUCCAUGAAGACAAGAGCUUGCACUACGGAGAGUUCAUCAAUGACCUCACAAAGUACCUGAUUCAGGACUUUCCAGGCAUGCUGAACUUUUAUCACAUCUCAGUCAUCCAGUUCUUCAAGAGCAACUGGCCUGAGGUCCGAGCCGGAGCUGCCAUGUUUAUAGGGUUUCUGCUGGGGAAUCUUCAAGAGGAGCAUUUCUCCCACCUCAACAUGGGCACCAUCACUAAAGGUUUAGUGAUGCUGCUCCAGGAUCCAGAUCCUGUGGUGAGAGUGAAGGCUGCUGAGGCCAUGGGACAUUUCCACUGACACACACACACACACACACACACACACACACACAAACACAGAUCUACAGACAUAUCUCAGUGUUUCACUAGGACCUGGUUGCCACUACUAAAAAGAAAAGAAAAGGAAUAUUUAUGAAGUCCGAAGUCUAUGAAACAUUUAGAGCCUACCAUUUAACUGUGCAGUCAUUGUAAUGUAUUCAACAUUAAUUUAAACCAAAACAGGGACCAAAGCAGGAAAGAAUGUGGCGCCAGAAGCCAACCCAUCAGAUCUACCAAUGUUACAAAAUCAUACAAAAUAAACACUGAUAAUACAUAUUUAUGCACAUAUAUUUAGCCAUUAGCAGCUUCCUUUGACGUUAAACUAUGGUACUUGAAAGAAAGUGUUAAUUUUUAACAAUAUUUUAGUGACCAAAGACUGUGUUGCUCUGUACAGAUAGACGUUGUCUACUUAGAGUGACAAUACCAGAGAUAUACUGUGUUCCAUGCUCCAAGAUGUUUCUAAUGCAGAGGUUACAUCUGAACUUGAGUAAAAAGUUUGUUUUUUUAGAAUAAAUAUAGUUUCUUCGAAUAUCAUGUGAAAAAGAUGACAGUAAUGCACAUUGAAAGUACAUGACAACAGUUCCACAUGACUCGUACCAGCAUUUCAUGAUGGAUGUUAGUUUUAGUUCAAGACAAUCUCUUUGAGAGAAAGUUCCAGUGAAGCGGGUUUUGUUUUAGUGUCCUACAGACUCUCGUUCUGAUUAUCAUGGUAUCCUUCAUUCCACAAAUCAGCUCCGAGCUUUAUUCCCCCCUCUAUGACCAUCCAAUGAAACUUAGUAGGUCAGGUAAACGUACAGUACCGUGAGUAGAUUAAUGUGAUGCCUAUAAUAGAAAUAACUGCUAAACACGCAGAAACUUCAACUUGUUUAAAGGUUUGUAGUUGUGUGUGAAGGAUGUAAUUUAAAAACCUAAUUUCUUAAAGCUGUGCCUAGUACAGUAGUUCAGAAAAUCUGGCUGAUUUAGGAGUGAUACUGUAGAUAAUAUGCGACCUGGCCUGAGUUCAUUUACACUAAGUUUUUAAACACUGCAGACAUUUUGGUGCCAAGCUCACCACCAAUUUUUAAGCCAUAAUGACGCUGUUUAUGUUUAACCACUACAGCUAAAUUAUUAUUUUUUUAAUGUGCACACAGUUAAUGAUUCAGUUUCACAUUACGGGUCACGAGUGUUCAGCAUGCACACAAACAUUGCCAGGCGUCCUGCUGCAGUCAUUAAAAACACACCAGCCAAAUCACAGUAUAGAAUCAUUAUUUUAUUUUCAGUCAGGCUUUCAUCACCAUUUUUCAAAGUCCAUUUCUGCCAGUAAAGAACACAAUGAAGCCUUUGAUGGUGGGAAAAAAGAUCCUGUAAGUCAUUAUAAUGAGAAAAUGUAUCACAAAAUAAUGCGUUUUUAAAAUAAAGAGAAACUUUAUCCAAAUAGACUUACUCAAUAUUUUUAGAGACUAGAUCAUUAUUUCCAGAAAGUAUCUUAUUAUAAUGACUCGCAGGAUUUUUUCUAUUUUCAUCACGUUGUUGGAAAUGGCCUUCCAUACCAUUUAACAUAUUUCUAUGAGGGGUGAUCUUUUUUAGUUACCAAUUUUAUUCACGCUAGCCAGGCUAAACUUACAGACCUAACUCCUCACAGAGAAGUCUGAAUCAGACAGUUCCAGCCAGUCAAACUAUUACUCAUUGGUGUUGUUGUGCAGCCACGCUGAAAACAGUUAGUGCCAAAUAAUGAUAACAUAUAAUGAUGCUGUAAAUGAUUUUCUCUCUCACUUUGAAUGCACUUAUUGUUGUUUCCAUGUCACCGUUCCAUGAAAGUUUUGUACAGUUUCAGGAUACAAAUGUUGUUUUGCAGACCUCUUACUUUAUCGUUUCUUACUUUUAUGUCUCCAAAUGAAUUCACACAAAUAACGAGGGAUGCAAAAUAAUCUAUAAUAAUAUAUCUUCCUCUGAAUUUGUUUGGAGACAGACAACGUCCAAUAUUCUUUUGCACUUUUGAGCUCUGUCAUGUAGUCCCUGAUAUAAGAACUGAAAUGCAAACAAGGAGCUGAAUCUGUUUCUUUUUUCUUUUUUGGAAUCCUUAUUUUAAUUUCUUUCACGAGACACAACAUGGAGAGCAUCUUUUGUUUUUUGCCCAAAGAUAACAGGAAUAAAAGAUGAUUACAGUU